Messenger RNA from Hydractinia symbiolongicarpus, 2706 nucleotides. RefSeq lists its product as uncharacterized. NCBI's taxonomy places the organism in Eukaryota, Metazoa, Cnidaria, Hydrozoa, Anthoathecata, Hydractiniidae. The coding region runs from base 1 to 2706 and encodes 901 amino acids. The transcript is spliced from 3 exons. The record is from RefSeq and is a predicted model, not a curated record. Gene Ontology annotation, molecular function: nucleic acid binding.
AUGGCAUCUAUAUUCCAGGGAACAAACGUGGAUGAAGUGAUGGAUACGAUGUUUGCUCAAAUUAAAACGCAUGUGGAGAAUCCUACAUUACCCAAGAGUGGCUUUAGCAUCGGUAGAAUUAAUAAUAUGGAUAUAGAUUUUCAUAAAUUGAAGUUAACGAGAGAGAUUUGUACAAACCAUCAAAGGAUUAGCAACCUACGGCCAUAUACGGAGCGGUAUAACUGGCAAGGCAUUGAAUUUCCAACAUCCAUCAAGGACAUCAAUAAAUUCGAGAAGAAUAACCCAGAGAUCGCGGUGAAUGUCCUGUAUGCAAGAGGUAAGACUUUUAAUAUCCUCCGUCGAUCAACAUUUAAUGAAAGAGAGAAACAGGUUGAUCUGCUACUCCUCACGGAUGAUAAGAAGAGCCACAACGUAGCCAUCAAAAAUCUAUCCAGACUACUAGGAAGCGAGAUAUCGACGAACCACGGAAAAAUGAGUCUUUGUCUGAAUUGCCUUAAGGGAUUUCAAACGAUAGAAUCACGCGAUAAACGCUAUGCAUAUUGCAAAGAUAAUGAAGCUGUAAAGAUCACGAUGCCCAGCGAGAAGGAAAAGUGGCUUUACUAUCAAGAUGGCCAAUGCCAGUUCAUGGUUCCGUUUGUGAUAUACGCAGAUUUCGAAUCCCUACUUAUUCCGAUGAAAGAGAAUGCUCGCGAUAUCAAAACUAAGACGCUGAAUAAGCAUGUACCGUGCGGAUGGGCUACAUAUGCAACAUUCGCAUAUGGAGAAGUGCCAAAUCCUCUAAAAGUAUACAGGGACGAAGGGUGCGUAACCCGCUCUGUCAACCACUUGGAGGAUGAGGUAAAGCGGCUCUACGCUACCUUUCCACAGAAGCCUAUGCUACCAUUAACGGAGGAGCAAAGGAAUGAUUAUGAUGCUGCGGGUGCCUGUCACAUCUGCAUGAAACCUUUUGGCAAUGAUGAAUAUAGCCAAAAAGUUCGAGACCAUUGUCACUACACCGGCUUAUACAGAGGCUCUGCGCAUGCGAUCUGCAACCUUAGAUACAAGAUACCAAGCCACGUACCCGUAAUAUUCCACAAUCUAUCAGGGUACGACGCUCAAUUAUUCAUUCGAGAAUUGGGCGAAAAAUUUGAUACUCAGGACAUAGGUUGUAUCGCAGAGAAUACCGAAAAGUAUAUCUCCUUCAAUGUAAAAAUCAAGGUACCCAUUGCAGGUAUUGGUGACGGCGAAACGUACAAGAAGAUAGAAAUCAGAUUUAUCGACAGCUGUCGCUUUAUGGCAUCAAGCUUGGAAAAAUUAGCUAAUAAUCUCGAUGAUGAACAGUGCAAAAAUCUCCGUUGGUAUUUCAAUGAGGAUGACAUCUUUAAACUAAUGCGUAGAAAAGGAUUUUAUGCCUAUGAAUAUAUGAAUAGCUGGCAACGAUUUAAAGAGACUGAGCUACCUACAAAGGAGGCUUUCUAUAGCAAGUUGAACAUGAAUGGUAUUAGUGAUUAUGACUAUGAGCACGCUCAAAACGUCUGGAAUGCUAUUACUCCAGAGGACCCAGAGACUACCAUGGGUGACUAUCAUGAUAUAUAUCUCGCCACAGACGUCCUCGCACCAGGUUUGGCGUGGAAGGCGGCGUUGAAUUACACAGAAAUCAAACUGGAGCUGCUAACAGAUCCUGACAUGCUCCUGAUGUUUGAAAAAGGUAUUCGAGGUGGUAUCACGCAGAGUGUUCAUAGGUACGCGAGGGUCAACAACAAAUAUAUGGGUGAUCAAUACGACCCGGAGGUUGAGUCGUCAUACCUCCAAUACCUAGACGCCAACAACCUGUAUGGGUGGGCAAUGCAACAGCUUUUGCCUACUCAUGGCUUCAAUUGGAUAUCAAAAGUAGAAGUAAUAGAUGAAAAGAAGAUCGAGAAAUUGGUAUCUGAUAAUAAAUAUGGUUACUUGUUGGAUGUUGACGUUGAUUAUCCGAAGGAUUUACACAACAAACACAACGAGCUACCCUUCCUGCCAGAGCGCAAUUUUGUACAUAGAGUAGAGAAGCUCAUACCAAAUUUAGAAAAUAAGCGAAAAUACGUAUUACACAUCGGAGCUCUACACCAAGCCUUGAAACACGGGCUCGAGCUUAAAAAGGUGCACCGCGCUAUUCAGUGUCAACAUAGUGCCUGGCUCCGGGACUACAUCGAUCACAACACGAGGCUUAGAACUGCUGCCAAGAACGAGUUCGAGAAAGAUUUUUACAAAUUAAUGAAUUUGAGCGUGUUUGGAAAAACGAUGGAAAACAUCCGGAAUCAUAGGAAUAUCAAGCUGGUGACAAAUGAAGCAGCCUAUACAAAACUCACUAUGCAACCAAACUUUAAAAGCGGUAUAAGUUUUAGUGAAAACCUCAUGGGUGUUGAAAUCGGUAGAAUGGGAAUUAAAAUGAACAAACCUGUGUAUAUAGAUCAGGCUAUUCUAGAUCUUUCAAAGACCAUAAUGUAUGAGUUCCACUAUGAAUACAUGCAGCCAAAGUAUGGUAGUAAAAUACAGCUGUGUUACAUGAAUACGGAUUCGUUCGUAUACCACAUACAAACAGAGGAUUUCUAUCGGGAUAUUUCCGAUGAUGUUGAAUCACGCUUCGAUACGAGUGCCUAUAGCAAAGAUGACAACAGACCUCUCCCAAUUGGGAAGAACAAGAAGAUCGUGGGAUUAUCAAGGAUAAGCUUAGGGGUAAGAUCAUGA